AGCGCUGUUCGCCUGUUCCUCUCUGCUCCUUCCCAGAGAGCGAAAGGAAAAGAGGGAGAAAGAAGGGAGGGGGGAGGGAGAAGGAGAAACCACCCAGCCAUCGUCCCAAUUUUUGCCGCCCAACGGCCACGCCAAGCUUCGGAUCAUCAGAUAUGCAUCAGAUGAAGACGAAGCAUAGGUCUUUCUUGUCCUUCCUGUGCUUCAUCAUCGUCUCCCUUGUCUUUGCCUUGUCCGAUUGCGCAGUUAGCAGUGGAGACCACUUUGUCUACCAUGGCUUUGCCGGAGUUAACCUCACCCUCGACGGCAACGCCCUAGUGACACCAGACGGCCUCCUCGAGCUCACCAACGACACGGUCAAUCUAGGCCACGCGUUCUACCCUACUCCACUGAGCUUCAACACGCAGCAGCGGCCUAACGGCACUGUGCGAUCCUUCUCCGUCUCCUUCGUGUUCGCCAUCCUCUCCGUCCACGCGGACAUCAGCGCCGACGGCAUGGCCUUCUUCGUCGCGCCAACCAAGAACCUCUCCAACACCUGGGCGCAGUACAUCGGCCUCCUCAACAGCGGGAACGACGGCAACACGAGCAACCACAUGUUUGCCGUCGAGCUCGAUACCACCCAGAACGACGAGUUCAAGGACAUCGACAACAACCACGUCGGCAUCAACAUCGACAGCCUCACGUCCCUGCGAGCCCACCACACCGGAUACUAUGGAGGCGACGACAGCGGUUCCUUCAGCAACCUGACUCUGAUCAGCGGGAAGGCGAUGCAGGUGUGGGCAGACUACCAUGGGGAGACCACGCAGAUCGAGGUGAGACUGGCUCCUGCGGGAGCAGCCAAGCCUGCAAGACCUCUUCUUUCAGCCGUCUGUAACCUCUCAGCGGUUCUCGUCAGUGACAAAUCCUACAUCGGUUUCUCAGCGACGACCGGUGCGAUAAGCACACGGCACUGCGUUCUUGGCUGGAGCUUCGCUAUGGACGGGCCUGCCCCGGCCAUUGACCUAUCCAAGCUGCCAGAGCUGCCGCGUCUUGGCCCCAAGCCCCGUUCCAAGGUCCUGGAGAUCACCCUGCCUAUAGCCACUGGGCUGUUCGUCCUCGCCGUUGGGCUAGUCGUUGUCCUGCUCGCUUACAGACGGUUGAGGUACAAGGAGGUGAAAGAAGAUUGGGAAGUUGACUUCGGGCCACACCGGUUCUCGUUCAAGGAUUUGUUCCACGCCACAGGUGGGUUCAGGAAGAAGAACCUGCUCGGCGUGGGCGGUUUUGGACAAGUCUACAAGGGGGUCCUUCCAGAGUCCAGAGCGGAGGUUGCUGUGAAGAGGGUGUCCCAUGAGUCUAGACAAGGGAUGAAGGAGUUCAUCGCCGAGGUGGUCAGCAUCGGCCGGCUUCGACACCGCAACAUUGUGCCCCUGCUUGGCUACUGCAGGCGAGAAGGUGAACUCCUCUUGGUGUACGACUACAUGUCGAACGGCAGUCUCGCUCAGCACUUGUACUCAGAAGGUGGCCAGCAGCCAGCAUUGGGCAGCUGGGCCCAGAGGUUUCGCAUCGUCAAGGGCGUUGCAGCUGGGCUGCUCUACCUCCACGAGAAGUGGGAGAAGGUCGUCGUCCACCGGGACAUCAAGCCAAGCAAUGUGCUCCUUGACAGCGAAAUGAACGGGAGGAUAGGAGACUUUGGCCUCUCAAGGCUCUAUGACCAUGGCACCGAUCCACAGACCACUCACAUGGUUGGCACCAUGGGCUACCUAGCCCCAGAGCUGGUACGCUCGGGCAAAGCGUCCCCGUCGACGGACGUGUUCGCCUUCGGCGUACUUCUUCUCGAGAUCACUUGUGCCCAGAGGCCUGUGCUGCGGCAGCAGCAGCAGCAGCACACGUUGAUGGACUGGGUUCUGGAGCACUGGCAGAACGGGCUGUUAGCUGAGACUGUGGACCCGAGUCUCAGAAAGGAUUAUAACCUCGAUGAGGCAUGCCUGGCUCUGAAGCUGGGACUUCUAUGCUCGCAUCCAUUUGUCAGUGCAAGACCCACCAUGAGGCAAGUGAUGCAGUACCUCGAAGGCGAUGCAGCAAUACCAGAGCUGACACCGACACAUUUCAGCUUCACUAUGCAGGCGUUGACUCGGCAGGACGAAGGGUUUGAAUCACCUUCUAGCAUGUUGGAUCCACCAUUAUUAACUACAAGCAUGGGCACAUUUUCGAGUCUCUCGGGAGGAAGAUGAUAUUCUUGGUGUAAAAACUCACUGGAUCACAAGGAAAUAUAUAAUGGAAAAAAAUAUGUUCCAUGGAU
Molecule: messenger RNA, 2275 nt
Organism: Zea mays
Lineage: Eukaryota; Viridiplantae; Streptophyta; Magnoliopsida; Poales; Poaceae
Product: putative lectin-like receptor protein kinase family protein
Exons: 1
Coding region: 153-2207 (684 amino acids)
Biological process (GO): protein phosphorylation
Molecular function (GO): carbohydrate binding; ATP binding; protein kinase activity
Source: RefSeq, marked provisional